This is a messenger RNA of Chanos chanos (milkfish), 2811 nucleotides long. RefSeq names its product PR domain containing 4 (gene prdm4). The record is from RefSeq and is a predicted model, not a curated record. Gene Ontology annotation, molecular function: protein binding; DNA-binding transcription factor activity, RNA polymerase II-specific. The coding region runs from base 50 to 2446 and encodes 798 amino acids. NCBI's taxonomy places the organism in Eukaryota, Metazoa, Chordata, Actinopteri, Gonorynchiformes, Chanidae. The transcript is spliced from 12 exons. Gene Ontology annotation, cellular component: nucleus. Gene Ontology annotation, biological process: regulation of gene expression.
UACGAAAAUGUGUCGUGCGAGAUGUCAUAAAUGACCAAAAUCUGACAGCAUGAAUGACAUGAACCUCAGCCCAGUGGGCAUGGACCAGCUUAGUGUGCCCUCAGUGAGUGCCAGUCAUCUGGGUCUGCCUACCUCACCAACACACAACCCCAUCACCACUCCAGGCAUGCCAGUGGCCAUUCCCAGCCUUGGUCCAUCCCUAGGGCCUCUCCCCUCUGCCCUCUCCCUUAUGUUACCAAUGGGUCAUUUAGGGGACCGAGGGGUGAUGUGUGGUCUUCCAGAGAGGAAUUACACCCUACCCCCUCCUCCUUACCCACAUCUGGAAAGCAGCUACUUCAGACACAUCCUCCCAGGCAUUUUGUCUUACCUGGCAGACCGUCCCCCUCCUCAGUACAUCCAUCCCAGCAGCCUUAACAUGGAUGGAACUUUAUCAGUAUCAAACAACAACCCCUCUGGCCUAGACCCAUACACGGGCCCAGGAGGCCCUCUUGAGCAGGGAUUCCAGGAUUCCAGGCAGGUGGGGGGUCAGGCUGAUCUCCAUCAGGGUGGUGCACAUGAGGUGCAGUUGGAUGCCACCACAGGGCUGGCCAUGGAGUCCCGUGUCAGCAGCCCAAUGUCCCCAAAUGGGAUGGGUGAGGAACUAGCCACUAUGGAGGCAGUGGUGAGUGAGAGCCAGCAUCAGCUUGGGGCCAGAGCACAGCAGCCACACGAGGGCCUACCUGGAGUGGACUCUUCUUCUGGGGUGAUGCCCUUGCACGGGCCAGGCCUGGAGCUGCCGGUGGUGAUGGAGCAAGAGCACUUGGGGGGUGGCCGAGUGGGUAACGCAUCUGGAGGAGCUGGGGGAGGGAGCACGUUGGGGGAAACAAUGCAUUCAGGUGGGGAACUGAACUCUGGGGUGGUCAGUGUGGUGUUAACUGGUUCCAUGGCCCCACAGGGCCAGCUUGAACCCGUGUCCCUUCAUGGACCUUCAGGCAUGGGUUUAGAGCCUGUGAACGUGUCGCCUAUCACUGCAGAAGUGUCUUUAGGGCCUGACAGCAGCCUGGUGCUUGUGAACUCCACUCUCCAGCUAGAGGACUCCACGUCUAAUAAGGAAAACAUGGCCACUGCUUUCACUAUCUGGUGCACCCUAUGUGAACGCUCAUACCCUUCAGACUGCCCCGAACAUGGCCCUGUCACCUUCAUUCCCGACACACCCAUCCAGAGCAGAGCCCGCCUUUCACUGCCCCGCCCUCUCUGCCUUCGAGUGUCUGUCACCGAUGAGCCCAUUGGUGUGUUUGCUCGAGAGACCAUUCCUGCCCGUACCUGCUUUGGGCCAAUGGUUGGGCAGCACUGUAGCAACGUGGACCUCACUGAUUGGUCUGACAAAGACACGCCUCAGAUAUGGAAGAUGUUCCACAAUAACGUGGUGGAAUUCUGCAUCGUCACCACAGACGAGAAUGAGUGCAACUGGAUGAUGUUUGUUCGGAAGGCAAGGAGUGGAGAGGAGCAGAACUUGGUGGCGUAUCCAGACAAUGGGAAACUUUAUUUCUGUACAUCCAGAGAGAUCCUCCCUGACCAGGAGCUGCUUUUCUACUACAGCAGGGACUACAGCAGGCAGUUAGGUGUGCCACAGGUUCCAGAGGUUCAAGUGUGCCAUUGUGGGAAAGCGUGUGCUUCUUUCUCCGAGUUUAAAUCCCACCUCAGCAGCCACGCCCACUGCCACAGCCCCGCUCAGUCCCACUCCCAUAGCAACAGCCACCCUCACGGCCGGGAAAGGAAGCAUAAGUGCAGCAUGUGCUCGCGAGCGUUCACCACGUCCACCAAGCUCAACGUUCACUUCAUGGGUCACAUGGGAGUGAAGCCACAUAAGUGCGGCUACUGCAGCAAAGCUUUCAGUGACCCGAGCAACCUGCGCAAACACCUGAAAAUCCACACCGGUCAGAAGAACUUCCGCUGCACUGUGUGUGAGAAGUCUUUCACUCAGAAAGCUCACAUGGCCUCUCAUAUGGUCAUUCACACGGGAGCCAAGAACAUCAAAUGUGACCACUGUGAUAAGAUGUUCAUCAGGAAACAGGACCUAAAACAGCACAUGCAUUCACAUAAUCUAGAGCGACAGAUCCACUGCCCGAAGUGCGAUAAGCAGUUCCUCAAGACCAACCACCUGAAGAAACAUUUAAACUCGCAUGAGGGUAAGAGGGACUACAUCUGUGAAAAGUGCCACAAGGCCUUCCUCACCAAAUACCACCUCACACGUCAUCUCAAGAUAUGUAAAGGUCCAAAGAACGAAAGGAUGGGGCGUCCACGGGGGGAGGAAGAGGGCGAUGAGGAUGAGGAGGAGGAGGAGGAUGAAGAGGAGGAGGAAGAAGAAAGAGGGGAAGAGGGACACAUAGACCCAGCUGGCAGAGAGGACUGUGGCAUGAGAAUAACAGAGUACGCCUCAGACAAAACCCUGUCCCCUUCACUCUGACUGUGACCAUGCCACGCCGAGCCUCCCGUCUCCUGAUUACGAAUCAAUGGUUUCUGACAGAAGUUCAUUUUUGGUUGUGUUUCUGUCUGCAGAUUCAUGUCGUCAGUAUGUUGUUUUGUAUCUGCCCUGCAUUAAUAUGAUCAUAAGGAUGCAGUUGAGGACGCUGCAGACGGAUGUUGUGGCGCACCACAGAAUGAACUAGUAGUGAGUCUGCAAAGAAAGAGAAUCAGUGCAACUCACAAGUGAUGAUGGCACUUAACGUAACAUUUGUCAGUGCAGCUGAGAGCAUUUGAGUGAAUGAGUGAGUGAGGGAUGCCCUCUGUUUCUUGGCCUUUUCUGGAUGGUGUGAAAUGUAUGAAUGAGUU